Emiliania huxleyi CCMP1516 is the source of this 2432-nucleotide messenger RNA. RefSeq lists its product as hypothetical. The record is from RefSeq and is a predicted model, not a curated record. The transcript is spliced from 5 exons. Lineage: Eukaryota; Haptophyta; Isochrysidales; Noelaerhabdaceae. Gene Ontology annotation, molecular function: heme binding. The coding region runs from base 1512 to 2291 and encodes 259 amino acids.
GAAAGGACGAGAAGAUUGCGUACAUGAAGCUCACGACAGCCCUCCUCGCCUCCCUCGCGCUCUCCGAGGCCGCGCCGCUCCACCGGCAGCUAGACGCGCAGCCCAUCGACCGGAGCAUCAUCACCUGCACUGACAACGACUACCGCGUCGGCAACACCACAGUCUGCUCGUCGCCGGUGGCAACAACGACGUGCGCUGCCCUCCUCAAAGAAGUCGUCGAACCGUGCCUGUCGGUGAAGGCAAAGAACCCUGGCCAGUACACGACGUACGAUCCGCUGUCGUGCCCCUCAGUUGGUCCGGCUAAGGUCGGAUGCAACGCCGGUGGCAUCAAGUCCUGCCGCUACUGCGGCUACAAGGAAGGCAACCACGAGUACGCGUCCUGCUCCGGAGAGACAACGGACUCGGAACUGGGCAUGCUAAAGGAACUGCGCAAGCUAGAGGAACUGCGCGAGCUAAAGAAAGAGUANNGCACCGAAACGGCAACAAACUCCAAGGGCGUCAGCUUCCCGAAUGCACAGUGCUCCAAGCACCUCGGCCGGGAGAUGGGCUUUGGCGUCGCAGGCGAGCUUGCAACCAUUGAGAUCACCGCAAAGACAAUGGCGAUGCGCAUGCUCAAGCCGGCGACCUUUCGUGCGGACAACGGUAUCCUCAACUGCUGCGAAGUUAGUGAGGAUCACUCCGACUGCAGACCGUGCGCGAACGUGAGCAGCAACAGCAUCGCGAACCCGCGCACCAAGACGCUCCAGCCGGGCGCUGCGCUGACACCGCCGCUGACCUACGAGUACCAGGUCCCGGCGGCAAUGCAGCCGCAGCUUUCGUCCUACCAAGGUCAGCGCACGAGCCGCGUGAUGAAGGGCAUGCACGGCAAGGGCCAGACCUGCCUCGGCGCAAAAUUCUCCUUCGGUCCGCUCAGGGAGCUGUAUGAACAAAACAAGCAGGAGGGCGAGUCGGGCUUCAUCCCCUACGCCAUGCGUGUCGGCCUGCUCGACCCAAAGCUGGCCAAAUCGGGCGCGACCUUCGACACUCUCGUACGGCUGAGCGGCAACAAGAAUUUUACCGUCAAGGACGUGCACGACGUGCGCGUGCGCGGGUUUGCGCUCAAGUUGAUGGACGCGGCAAAGCACUUUGAGAGCGACGACGCCGCCUGCGCCAAGGGAAAGGCGUCCAACUGCCAGCUCAAGCUCGCCGACAUCCCGGCGUACAACCAGCCGAAGGACGCGCAGCACGUGUUUGGGGACUUCGACUUUACCGCGGCGCAAGAGGAGGGGCACAUCGACCUGCUACACGGUGCGUUCAGCACCGCCGGGCCUGAUUGCACCGCCGCUUCUUGUGAAUCCGCCAAGAACCCGCCCGCAAACAUCUUCGUCGCGGCCAACGUCGACAACUACUACAAGGGCUUCGUGCUGGGCGCCCGCCCCGACCCACGCCUCGACGAGCUGACCGACACCUACCAGAACCCGCUCGAGUACGUCUACGGCUCGGCGUCGGCCCUGCGGCUCGGCCCCGGCGCCAUGAAGCUGCAUUGGGCGGCCUGCCCGGGCGAGCUGACGGAGAAGAAGCAGAACGUUUACCCGGAUCCCAAGGUUGAUAUCGCGAGGGGGAGGAUCCCGGCCGCGUGGGAGGACCCCAACUACCAGCUCACCAACCUGCGCGAGACGAUCGAGAAGCUCGAGGCGAAGGGCGCAAAGGAGUUCAAGAUGUGCGGCUACAUCCAGCUGCAGGAUGACGCGUGCAGGGAUGACAUCGAAAACCCCACGAAGCGCUGGCCCACCGAGUCGAUCAACGUGUUCGAGCUGAGCUUUCCGCUCCAGGCCGUGCCCGACUACAACACCUUUUGCGACAAUACCGUCUUCCAGCCGUACCGCACCAUCGCGGAGCACAUGCCGCUCGGCUACGUCAAUCGCGUCCGCCAGGCGGUCUACCAGUACGCCAAUCAGUUCCGCCUCAUCCUCAACAACGGGGUGACCCAGACCGAGCACGGCGACUCCAUCGGCCAGGCCACAUGUCCAAUGGGCUACUCUCACAUCCCCAAGGGGGGGCGACCCAAGUACCAGGGCCAGCCCAUCCUCAGCGCGUCGCAGAAGUUUGAGGUGGAUGCUCUCGGCGGGCCGGCGAUGCCUGACGCCGGCAUCGGCGAGUACCAGCUGGCCGGAGACUCGUCGAGCGGCAGCUGCCGCACCGACAGCGAGUGCAAGCUGGCCUUCGGCGAGGGCUCGUACUGCAAGAUUGAGAACCUGGGCUGCAUGGCGGAGAACCUGUGCGUGUGCAAACUACCCGCGCCCAGCGCGUAGUGGUGUGCGAACGCCGCUCACCGGCGCCGCGCGGCCCAUUGGUGCGUGGCCAUUGGGAUGGCCGCAGUGCUCUUGGGGGGAUGUUCAUUGCAGCACCUCAUGUUUACUAGACAGAAGGCUGGAGAAGAAAUUUCUUCAAAA